This is a messenger RNA of Rotaria sp. Silwood2, 1131 nucleotides long. Lineage: Eukaryota; Metazoa; Rotifera; Eurotatoria; Philodinida; Philodinidae. The record is from the annotation of a GenBank genome assembly.
AUGGCAAGUGUAUUUGAAACAAUCCAUUCAAAUAUAGAACCCACAUAUAGAUUUCGUUUUGACAAUUCUGAUAAACAUGUUCAUCUUACUCAACAACAACUUGAUCGUAUUCCUUAUUUAUCGUCUCUUGUAGCAAAUAAAAAUGAUUUUUCAUCAAUUCAAAACCAGAUCGGUGAAUAUAUAUUAAAACCUCCAAUUAAUUAUACUUCGUUCAUGAUUAUUCUUAAUUCACUCACAUCUGAACAACCGUAUAAACUAUUUAAUGAAUUACCUGAAGAUGAAAAUAUAUUGGAAACACUUCAACUCUUACAUUAUCUUGAUGUGAAUUCAUUUCCAACUCCUCGUUUAACAGAUAAAUAUUCAUUUUUAUCAAAUUAUUUUACUAAUCAUUUCGGACCAAGUCAUGUUAAAUAUCAUCAAGUGAAAAAUAUCUCCGAAGCACGAGAUACAGCUGCAGAAUUCAUUAUAGCUCUUACCGAUAAAAAAUAUGAUUUGCAGGAUUUCGAUAAAGUGGAAAGUGUCUUCUCUCUACUUAUGAUUAUUUUUUCGAAUGCAACUAUCUAUAGUUCACGAUUUCGUCACCAUACUUUAACAGUAGUGAAUGAAUGUUGUCUAUCUUCAUUUUCUGAAAAACAACAACUUCAAUUGCCUACUCUUGAGCAAAUUGCUCAAAACAAAGCUAUCGACUCUUGGGUGUAUUUACACAAUAAUGACCAACCUGUUCCUGAAAACUUUGAAAAUACCUUUGCUUGGAGAGGUUCUUACCAAUCAAUAAAAGAGAAUGAUACUAAGGAUCUUUCAUCUUUGAAUAUACUUAUCAUCGGCAGAAAGAGGACAGGAAAGUAUAGUAUUAUCCAACUUUUAAAACAACCUAUGGAAUACAAAGAAACCUACACUAGCAUGGAUCAUUACUUAUACUCAGUCAUUUCUCCUACACUCGAAAGAGAUCAUCAACAUUAUUAUCUCUCAACACAUCUUCAUGGUGGAUUGUCAUUGAUAAGUGAUGAUAAAAGUCGAUAUAUGAAUGAAGCGAAGUCAGCUCGUUCAGGACUGUUCAAUACUCUACCAAAACGACCUAAGGUCGACAAAUUUAAGAAUCGAUUUGGUCCGAAAGAUAAAAAAUAUCGAUAA